AUGGCCCACCUGGGAGCCCAUUUUGCCUUUAGAUCCCGCUGGCAGAAGACUGACGAUGAACUCUGCCGACAUAGCAUGUCCUUUAUCCUCCACAGAGCCAUUAGAAAUGACUUCUUUCAGUGCUACCUCUACCUGCUGGAAAAAAUUCCCCUGGUAAAAUUAUAUGCUUUAACAAGCCAAGUCAUCAAUGGUGAGAUGCAGUUCUAUGCCAGAGCAAAGCUUUUCUACCGAGAAGUACCAGCCACAGAAGAAGGCAUGAUGGGAAAUUUCAUCGAACUGUCCCACCCAGAUAUCCAGGCCUCGAGGGAAUUUCUUAGGAAAUUUGUUGGGGGCCCUGGGAGAGCGGGAACUGACUGCGCCCUGGACUGCGGCUCUGGGAUAGGAAGGGUCAGCAAGCAUGUCCUGCUGCCUGUUUUCGACAGAGUGGAGCUGGUUGAUAUGAUGGAGUCUUUCCUGCUUGAAGCCCGGAACUACCUUCAGGGCAGAGUGGACAAGGAAGAAAGUUACCACUGCUACAGCCUGCAGGAAUUCACACCCCACUUCGGGAGAUACGAUGUGAUCUGGAUUCAGUGGGUGUCUGGGUACUUAACUGAUAAGGACCUGCUUGCAUUUCUUUCCCGGUGCCGAGAUGGCCUGAAAGAAAAUGGCAUCAUCAUACUGAAGGAUAAUGUGGCACGGGAGGGCUGUGUCUUCGACCUCUCUGACAGCAGUGUGACUCGGGACAUGGACAUCCUCAGGACCCUCAUUAGCAAGAGUGGGCUGUUGGUGCUGGGCCAGGAAAAGCAAGAGGGCUUUCCAGAGCAGUGCAUUCCAGUGUGGAUGUUCGCACUGCACCGUGGUAGACUCUCCUGA
Molecule: messenger RNA, 852 nt
Organism: Heterocephalus glaber (naked mole-rat)
Lineage: Eukaryota; Metazoa; Chordata; Mammalia; Rodentia; Bathyergidae
Product: N-terminal Xaa-Pro-Lys N-methyltransferase 2
Biological process (GO): N-terminal protein amino acid methylation
Cellular component (GO): cytoplasm
Molecular function (GO): N-terminal protein N-methyltransferase activity
Source: RefSeq, a predicted model, not a curated record